AUGUCUUUGUUUUUACAAGACGAUUCGGAUGAAGAAGAUUUGGUGAUAGAAUUAAGCAAUUUAAGCAAGAACGAUGAGACUGCUGAUGUGAUCGUUGAGGAUCAGCCCAAAGAGACCGCUGAAUCGGAAUUAUCUGAGAACCCUCAGAGUGAAGUGCUAGGUGAUACUGAGGACAAAGUUUUGUAUCCUUUAAUUCCUAUAGAUGCGAAUACCGAAACGCUUAAGCCGAAUAUCGAAGAAAUAAGACCUGUGGAUGUCCAUCUUUCACUAUCUUUACCGUUUCAGCAUUUGAUACUAGAGAACUUACUAGUGUCUGAGAAUGCGUUACUUGUUAUUGGGAAAGGGUUGAGCGUCUUAAGCAUCGUUAGUAACUUAUUGUAUACGCUUUCUACACCGACAAGGAUCGAUGGUACUGAUAAGCGGUCUUUGGUUUUAGUUUUGAAUGCCAGUUCCGAGGAUGAGGAUAUCAUCGAGGAAGAGUUAAUGGAGUUGCAAUGGACCUGUAAUGAAGAUGAUGAGGAGGGCCAACCCGGGGAUAGGCCUUUCACGGUCAUUUCCAGUGAUUCCUUUACCGUGGAUCAAAGAUCGAAAAGAUAUCAACAAGGUGGCAUUAUUUCAGUGACUUCGCGGAUUUUGAUUGUGGAUUUAUUAUCUGGUAUAGUACAUCCCAAGAAUAUUACGGGACUCUUGAUACUACAUGCGGAGAAGUUAGAUUCGAUGUCAAUUGAAUCUUUCAUCGUUGAGAUCUAUCGUAACUCAAACAAAUGGGGAUUUAUCAAGGCUAUCACGGAUUCCGCAGAAUCGAUGAUAUCUGAGUUUGCUCCAUUGGCAAAAAAGAUGAAGGAUUUACUUCUGAAACGGAUCUUGCUAUGGCCUCGUUUUCAUGCAGAUAUUUCAUCUUGCCUUAAUACCACUUCAAAUACAAAAGUUAUCGAGAUCAGAGUCUCAUUGACGGAUUCAAUGUCUAAGAUCCAAUUUGGCUUAUACGAGUGUUUGAAGAAAUGUAUUGAUGAGUUGAAUCGGAAAAACCCUGAGCUUUCAACAGAGUACUGGUCCUUUGAAAAUGCAUUAGAUUCCAAUUUUCUACGAAUCAUAAAUGGAGUAUUAUCUCCAAAAUGGCAUAGGAUAUCGUACGAAUCCAAACAAUUGGUUAAAGACAUCUCUACUUUAAAGAAACUUCUUACUUCUUUAAUAAGUUAUGAUGCAUUAGACUUUUAUGAAUUAAUUCAGCUUAUCCUUGACGCAAACAAGCCCUCAGUUACAAGAAAAUAUUCUGAAUCACCAUGGUUGUUGGCUGAUGAAUCUCAAUUGGUAAUUUCUUUCGCUAAGAAAAGAGUUAUCGAUGACGGGAACUAUAAUUUGGAACCUUUACCCAAAUGGGAACAAUUAUGCGCCUUAAUGGAAGAUAUCGAACACGAAUCGUCCAAAUACCCUGCUGGAACUCAAGGAUCCGUUUUAAUUCUAUGCUCAGAUGAUAGGACAAGCAAUCAAUUACGUCAAGUCAUUAGGAACAUGAAGUCCAAACACAAUGGACAUAAAAAUAUUAUGUUAGAUAAACUGGAUAUUUACAGAAGAAGAAGGGAUGAUAUGAGGAGAAUAUCAAAGGAUAUAGUGGAAGAAAACGAGAAAUAUCAAAAUGGAGGUGAAAUGAACGUCUCAAGAGCUUUCCAUAAACAGGAAAUCAAUACAAAACGUCGUAGGACAAGAGGAGCGUCAUUUGUGGCUGCUGUUGACAGAUUAAAAAAUGCUCAAGCUGGUCAAGGUCAGGACAUUGAUGCUAUGAUAACUUCUGAUAGCAUUAAGGAAGAACGUGAUAGAUCACUUGUUAGUAUGGAGACGCUUGGUGAUGAGGCUGCAGUUAAAGAAGAUUUUGAUUCGGAGGACGAGUUGUCCAUAAUUGAGGAAAAGCUCCAAGAUGGCUCAAUUCCAGAAUACGCGAUGGUUCAAAACUGGGAAGAAGUUUGGGAAAGAAGGAAAACCGGUUAUAAAUAUGUUGAUAACGAUUGCAAAAUUGUUAUAGAAACUUUCAGCACAACUUCGGAUGAACAAAUUUUACAUGAGCUCAUGCCUUCGUAUAUUAUAAUUUACGAGCCUAAUUUGGCAUUUGUUCGUAAGUUGGAAGUGUACAAGGCUAUUCACAGGCACAACCCUCCCAAGGUAUAUUUCAUGUAUUAUGGGGACAGCGUCGAAGAGCAGUCUCAUUUAAGUUCCAUAAAGCGCGAAAAGGAAGCAUUUACAAAAUUGAUCAGAGAACAUUCUAAUAUGGCACAACACUUUGAAACUGACGAAGAUCUUUCCAGAUAUAAGAAUUUGGCUCACAGAAAGAUGCAACUAUCGAGAAUGAAGAAUAGUAGAAUUGCUGGUGGUCAAGAUUUUUUGAAUCCAAUGACAUACGAUGUCGUUGUCGUGGAUAUGCGUGAAUUUAGAGCUGCACUUCCAGGGUUGUUGUACCGAUAUGGGGUUCGAGUUGUCCCAUGUAUGCUCACAAUCGGUGAUUAUGUUAUUACACCUGAUAUAUGCAUAGAACGAAAAUCUAUCGCAGAUUUGAUAGGAAGUUUCAAGAACGGAAGAUUAGAUAAACAGAUUAGAAGUUUAUCCAGAUUUUACAAAUAUCCAACAUUGUUGAUAGAAUUUGAUGACUCUCAGUCAUUUUCGUUGGAGCCCUUCAGUGAGAGAAACGUUUAUGCUUCUGCAGCAUCCUCAACUGUCCACCCUAUCAGCGGAAAGUUAAUGCAAGAAGAAAUUCAAAGAGAAUUAUCUCAUUUAGUUAUGAAAUAUCCAUCUUUAAAGAUAGUAUGGUCCUCUUCUCCGCUUCAGACAGUAAAUAUAUUUUUGGAUCUGAAAACCAACAGAGAGCAGCCAGAUCCUGUGAAAUGUGUCCAAUUCGGGUCCACUAAAAAACAAACUGGGAAGAAUAAGAAGGACACGGAAUCUAAUAACAAAUUCAAAAACUUGUUGACAAUCCCGGGAUUAUCCAAUGUGGACUAUUACAAUAUCAAAAAAAGGUACAAAAGAUAUGCGGAUUUGUUGAAUGCAAGUGUAGAGGAUCUCAAGAACAUUGUAACCGACCCUGAUUUGAGUGAGAGAAUCCAGCUAUCUUUGCAACGGCAAGAAUUAUUGGAUUCUGUUGAAUCAGACGAUGAUUCUGAUCCCAAAACAUUGAACACUUAG
Molecule: messenger RNA, 3171 nt
Organism: Kluyveromyces lactis
Lineage: Eukaryota; Fungi; Ascomycota; Saccharomycetes; Saccharomycetales; Saccharomycetaceae
Gene: RAD1
Product: ssDNA endodeoxyribonuclease RAD1
Exons: 1
Coding region: 1-3171 (1056 amino acids)
Biological process (GO): double-strand break repair via homologous recombination; double-strand break repair via single-strand annealing, removal of nonhomologous ends; resolution of meiotic recombination intermediates
Cellular component (GO): nucleotide-excision repair factor 1 complex
Molecular function (GO): damaged DNA binding; single-stranded DNA binding; single-stranded DNA endonuclease activity
Source: RefSeq, a predicted model, not a curated record